AUGUCGAUCAAGGUAUCAGACGCUCUUCUCAAGCUCAAAGUGCCAGUGCCAGGGGCAGGCUAUCUCAAAGAUAUAUCGCCAAUACCGAGUAGAUCUCAAGGCCACAACUGCGUCGUAGCACCCAUCAGCACCGUGCUCUUCGUCCCCAAGGAUCAACACCCUGUCUUCCCGCUCUGGACUCAAGGAUUAGUUUGGGAGUCGAAUAUAUCCAAGGACAAGCACUGGACAGACUACCCCACACCAGGCACGAUCGUAGUCAUGCAGCAGCCACCUGAGCAGAGUGUAGCGCUGCUCGGCGACAUUGUAGCAACCAGACUCAAGUAUCGCGGUCUGCUGGGUGCAGUUAUCGAUGGUCGAGCCCGAGACGUGGUAUCCUGUGGCGAGCUGUGCAAAGAUGGUUCGUUCCAAGUCUGGUCCAAGGCUCUCAGCUCAGUCGGCACAAGUAUGGAAGCCAAGCCAUGGGCGGUGGACGUUCCUAUCACGAUCGGCGGAGUGCAAGUCUCGCCCGGAGAUGUCUUGUGCGCGGAUGAAGGCGAGGGCGUGAUCUGCGUCAUACCAAAUGACAGACUGCAAGAGGUGGCUGAUCUGCUACCGAAGCUCAAGAAGGCUGAUGAUGGUGUUUUGGCAGAUGUGCAGAAGGGCGAAGACUUCUUGACUGCGCUCAAGAACUACCCGGACCACUACAGCAACAAAUGA
Molecule: messenger RNA, 696 nt
Organism: Recurvomyces mirabilis
Lineage: Eukaryota; Fungi; Ascomycota; Dothideomycetes; Mycosphaerellales; Teratosphaeriaceae
Exons: 2
Coding region: 1-696 (231 amino acids)
Molecular function (GO): 4-hydroxy-4-methyl-2-oxoglutarate aldolase activity; oxaloacetate decarboxylase activity
Source: RefSeq, a predicted model, not a curated record